Messenger RNA from Theobroma umbraticum, 1902 nucleotides. It is a transcript of the gene FAP2, whose product is annotated as Chalcone-flavanone isomerase family protein. Gene Ontology annotation, molecular function: fatty acid binding; intramolecular lyase activity. NCBI's taxonomy places the organism in Eukaryota, Viridiplantae, Streptophyta, Magnoliopsida, Malvales, Malvaceae. Gene Ontology annotation, cellular component: chloroplast stroma. The record is from RefSeq and is a predicted model, not a curated record.
GACGCGGAGCAUAUUCCUUUCUCUCUCCCUUGAAAUAAAAACUCUUGACACCAACCCAAAAGAAGAAAGAAAACAGAAAAAAGAAGAAGAAAAAAGGAAAAAAAGAAAGAAAACAAAACCCUAGCUUCCAUUUAGUAAUUUGAAUCUCUUGAUCUCGACAUGCAAGUUUUCUCAUCGUGAUUUAAUUUCAGGUGCAUUGUAUCGAAUUGGGGGGUAAAUUUGAGCACCGGAUUUGCCCAGUUCAGAAAAGGUUUAAGGUUUCUGAAUUGGGCAUUUAGCUUAAGUCUGAAAAAUUAUGCGGAGUAAUUGGUUGCUUUUCAUGGAUUUAGAUGGAGGAGGGUCUCCAUAUAUUUUUGCAAUGGAGCCCUUUGUAUCUAAUGGGUUGGGAGCUCAUUUGUUUUCUCAGUUCAGUUCAUUGGUUGACAGUUCUUUGUACCAUUCAAAACACAUGUAUGUACCUGGUAGUCUUGCGUUUCGUGAAGCUUUUAGUUGCAUGUCGAGGUUUGCAGGUGUAUUACUGUUUUGGUUCUCUAGUAUGUCGACUUCGAAUUUGAGUAGGGAUAUAUCAGCUGGUAAUCAACGUGGUUUGAAAUCUGGAAGUUCCAAGUCUUCAGCUAAGGUUAAGCACAUCACUUCUUGUAAGAAUUAUGUUGCUGGAUUUCAAUUUGCUUCUGAUUCGAGAGGCCAAUCUGCCACCCCACUUGUUUUUGGUAAAAUUUCGAGUUAUGCAAUGAGACUUAUUGGAGAAGCGGAAGCACUCCAAUCCUUUCCUCUGCUCUCAUUAGGCGCUCUGAUCCCACCAUUUGACAACUUAUCUACAAAGGUACUAGCUGUUCCACUGGAAAAUACAGAAGUUCAAAUGCAAGAAUGCAUGGAUCAAAGGCCUUGUGAUGUUGGGCAUCAAGGAUGUGGCAGUCUAUCUUUUCUAGAUUUGAACUGGACAAGACAUGCUGUUGAACCGAGAACUGGCAUUGAGUUCCCAUUGAUAUUGGAUAACAUAUUAGAUAGACAGAAUAAUUCCAGUUUGGCUUCGGAGGUGCUUGUUGGUACUGGAUCAAGAACCAUGAAAAUAAUCAAAAUUAAGUCUCUGAAGGUGUAUGCUUUUGGUUUUUAUAUUCAUCCAUACUCUGUAUGCCAGAAAUUGGGUCCAAAGUAUGCUGCUAUUCCAGUGGGUGAACUGCACAAACACAAUGAUUUUUAUCAGGAUCUUCUUAGGGAGGAUAUUGGUAUGACUGUUAGGCUUGUGGUUAAUUGCAAUGGGAUGAAAGUCAAUACAGUAAGAGAUGCAUUUGAAAAAUCUCUUCGUGCUCGUUUAGUAAAGACAAAUCCCGACACUGAUUAUCAUUGCCUAAGUACAUUUGGCUCCUACUUCACUCAAGAUAUUGCAUUGCCGGCGGGAACAAUAAUUGACUUUCAGCGGACAGCUGAUGGACAACUAAUUACCAAAAUUGGAGGUAACCACAUUGGCGUGGUCCACAGCAAGGAUUUAUGCAGGGCUUUCUUUGACAUGUACAUUGGAGAUGGCCCGGUGUCCGAGCAAACAAAAGAAGACAUCGGCAGAAAUGUUGCAAGCAUUAUAAGGAGAUGCUGAGGUGGCUUGUUUUCCAUCACCAUUUUCUCAAUUUUUUAAUGAGCAAAUGGCUAUUGUAACGAGGAACUUAACCUUUCAUGGACGUUUUUACAGUACUUUAGAGGGGUAGCUGAUAAACACACCAGGGGCAAUCAGAAAAUUCAAUGCAAACCUUGCAAUGGUUUGCUCGAGAAUCAUACAACGUAGGAUAGUUGUAAUUUUUACGAUAUUCUUUGUAGCUUUGGGGAUAAUCUUCAGUUUAACAGAUAUCCCUAUUAUAUUUGUCAUCAUCAUUCUUUUUAAUAUACAACUAUAGCCACGUCUCGAGAUAA